Molecule: messenger RNA, 1452 nt
Organism: Caenorhabditis briggsae
Lineage: Eukaryota; Metazoa; Nematoda; Chromadorea; Rhabditida; Rhabditidae
Exons: 9
Coding region: 1-1452 (483 amino acids)
Biological process (GO): NAD+ biosynthetic process
Cellular component (GO): cytoplasm
Molecular function (GO): kynureninase activity; pyridoxal phosphate binding
Source: RefSeq, a predicted model, not a curated record
AUGGCGGAAGGACAAGCACCAGCACCACCACAACCAGAGGGGGAUCAAGAAUGCAUGUGCACCCAGGAUAAGGUUCUCCAGUUUCUGAACAAAAUGGCUGAUGAGAGUGGAAUUAAAGAUUUGACUGAUCCAGCUCUCGCCGAGUUUCUGACCGAUAGUGAUGCGCUGAAAGGAAUUAGAGAUCUUUUCCACUAUCCGAAGGCUGGAACUCUUCCGGAUGUUGAUCCUACCCUUGUUGACCCAAAUGCUGAUAGCAUUUACCUCUGUGGUAAUUCUCUUGGACUAAUGCCAAAAGUCACUGAAGAGGUUAUGAAAGAGCAUUUGGAUAAGUGGGCUAAGAUGGGAGUCUUCGGACAUAUGACUGGAGAAGUUCCAUGGGCCCACUCCGAUGAGCACUGCCUUGAAGGUGUCGGCCGUCUUGUAGGAGCUAAGAAGGAGGAAGUGUCAAUAGCCAACAGUCUCACUGUCAAUAUUCACGUUUUAUUAACGGCCUUCUACAAGCCAACCGAAACUCGCCACAAGAUUCUUUUAGAGUCUAAAGCUUUCCCAUCUGAUCAUUACGCCAUUGAAUCUCAAAUCCGUCUGAAAGGAAGAACCGUCGAAGAAAGUAUGGUGUGCAUGGAGCCAAGAGAAGGAGAAGAGACUCUUCGCACCGAAGAUAUCAUCGACUACAUUGAAAAUAAUGGAGAUGAAAUUGCUAUCGUCUUUUUCUCCGGAAUCCAAUACUAUACUGGACAGCUCUUUGACAUCAAAGCAAUCACUGAGGCUGGACACAGAAAAGGCUGCCUCGUUGGAUGGGAUCUGGCUCACGCUUUUGCCAACGUCCCACUCCAUCUUCACUGGUGGGAUGUGGACUUUGCUGCUUGGUGCUCUUACAAAUACGGAUGCACUGGGGCUGGGUCCAUAGCUGGACUCUUUGUCCAUGAGAGAUUCUUGCAUGACAAGAGAGAUCGUAUGUUGGGAUGGUGGAGUCACAAGAUGUCCUCGAGAUUCACAAUGGACAAUGUCCUUGACCUUGAUGAAGGAGCUGCGGGAUACAGAAUCAGUAACCCACCAAUUCAUUGCGUGGCUGCUAUGCUUGGAAGCUUAAAGAUCUUUGAUCAAGUCUCCCUCGAGAACCUUCGCAGUCGUUCUUGCUACCUUACUGGAUACUUGGAGUAUCUCGUCAAGACACUCUUCGGAGAAAACUCAGAGCAAAGAACCACUAAGCUCUCUAUUUUGAUCAUCACUCCAGAAAACUUCCAUCAACGUGGUUGCCAACUUUCUCUGAAAUUCUCCUCUCCAAUCGACGUCAUUUAUCCAGAGCUUGUUAAGCGUGGUGUAGCGGUCGACAAGAGAUACCCCAACGUCAUCCGUGUUGCUCCAGUCCAUCUUUACAACAACUACGUUGACGUUCGCAGAUUCAUCUCUGUGCUUCAAGAAGUUGCACAUAUCGUCGAAGAUCACGCUUAA